GCCGCGGGCCCCGCCGCCCGCUCGCCCCUUCCGCGAGGGGUUGGCCAUGCCAGGUAGCGGCCCCCAGGAAUACGGGGUACUUUGCAUUCAGGAAUACAGAAAAAACAGCAAAGUGGAGUCAAGUACACUUAACAGCUUCAUGGGCUUGAAGGAUCACCUGGGGCACGACCUCGGCCACCUGUAUGUGGAGAACGCUGACCCACAGUUAAGUGCAGCUGUACCUUGGUCAACGGUAGAUAAACCAACAAUGGAUACAGUUAAUGCUGGGAAGGAUGAAAAGGAGGUGUCUGAAGAGAAUGCAAGCUCUGGUGACUCUGAAGAAAGCACAAAUUCUGAUCAUGAGUCAGAACAAUUGAGUAGCAUUUCAGUAGAGCCAUGCUUAUUAACCAAGACUCACAGACAACUAUGUAGGUCUCCCUGUUUAGAGCCUCACAUACUGAAGCGCAAUGAAAUUUUGCAAGACUUUAAACCCGAGGAGUCCCAGACUACAUCCAAGGAAGGGAAGAAACCCCCUGAUGUGGUACGAGAAUACCAAACAAAACUGGAGUUUGCACUUAAGUUAGGUUAUUCUGAAGAACAGGUUCAGCUUGUGCUAAACAAACUUGGUACAGAUGCUUUAAUCAAUGAUAUUUUGGGAGAACUUGUCAAACUUGGAAAUAAAAGCGAGGCUGAUCAAACAGUUAGUACCAUUAACAGUAUAAUGCGGGAAACAUCUUCCCUGGAAUCUCAGCGGUCUGAAUCUCCAAUGCAAGAGAUUGUAACAGAUGAUGGUGAAAAUCUGAGACCAAUAGUUAUUGAUGGCAGCAAUGUGGCAAUGAGCCAUGGAAACAAAGAAGUAUUUUCCUGCCGAGGAAUAAAAUUAGCAGUGGAUUGGUUUUUGGAAAGAGGCCACAAAGAUGUUACAGUCUUUGUUCCUGCUUGGAGAAAAGAACAAUCCCGGCCUGAUGCUCUCAUCACAGAUCAAGAAAUUUUACGUAAAUUAGAGAAGGAGAAAAUCCUGGUGUUCACGCCAUCCCGGCGAGUCCAGGGCAGGCGAGUGGUGUGCUAUGACGACAGGUUCAUCGUGAAGCUGGCUUUUGAGUCAGAUGGCAUAAUUGUGUCCAAUGAUAACUACAGGGAUUUGGCCAAUGAAAAACCAGAAUGGAAGAAGUUCAUAGAUGAACGAUUAUUAAUGUAUUCAUUUGUUAAUGACAAGUUCAUGCCUCCUGACGACCCUCUUGGCAGACAUGGCCCCAGUCUGGAUAAUUUUCUGAGGAAGAAACCUAUUGUUCCUGAACACAAAAAGCAGCCUUGUCCAUAUGGAAAGAAGUGUACCUAUGGACACAAGUGCAAAUAUUACCAUCCCGAAAGGGGCAGUCAGCCUCAGCGGUCAGUGGCUGAUGAACUUCGUGCCAUGUCUAGAAAUACAGCAGCCAAAACUGCAAAUGAAGGAGGACUGGUGAAAAGCAACAGUGUUCCUUGUAGCUCUAAGGCUGAUAGCACUUCUGAUGUGAAACGAGGUGCUCCAAAGAGGCAAUCAGAUCCAAGCAUAAGGACUCAAGUCUACCAAGACCUAGAAGAAAAGCUUCCCACCAAAAACAAAUUGGAAACCAGGUCUGUACCUUCCUUAGUUAGUAUACCGGCUACUUCUACUGCAAAACCCCAAAGCUCUACAUCUCUAAGCAAUGGCCUUCCAUCUGGAGUUCAUUUCCCACCUCAGGAUCAAAGACCACAGGGACAAUAUCCUCCAAUGAUGAUGGCAACCAAAAAUCAUGGAACGCCAAUGCCUUAUGAACAGUAUCCAAAAUGCGACUCCCCUGUUGACAUUGGAUAUUAUUCCAUGUUGAAUGCAUAUUCAAAUCUGAGUAUCUCAGGCCCACGAAGUCCUGAAAGGCGUUUCUCAUUAGACACAGAUUAUAGAAUAAGUUCUGUAGCUUCUGACUGCAGCAGUGAAGGGAGCAUGAGCUGCGGGAGCAGCGACUCCUAUGUGGGGUACAAUGACCGGUCGUAUGUCAGCUCUCCCGACCCGCAGCUAGAAGAGAAUCUGAAGUGUCAACACAUGCACCCUCACAGCCGCCUUAAUUCCCAACCUUUCCUGCAGAAUUUCCACGACCCCUUAACCAGAGUGCAAAGUUACAGUCACGAAGAACCAAAGUUCCAUCACAAGCCUCCUCUUCCGCACUUGGCGAUGCAUCUGCAGCACCCCGCUGUGGGCGCCCGGUCCAGCUGUCCCGGUGAUUACCCCUCUCCCCCGAGUUCGGCACACUCUAAGGCACCACACCUAGGCAGGUCCCUAGUGGCCACCAGAAUAGAUAGCAUUUCUGAUUCUCGCCUCUACGACAGUUCUCCUUCAAGACAGAGGAAGCUUUAUUCCCGCCAGGAAGGGAUGGGAAGCUGGGACAGGCCAAGUUACGGGAUGGAUGCGUAUGGGUAUCGGCAGACUUACUCCUUGCCCGAUAACUCCACACAGCCGUGUUACGAGCAGUUCACCUUCCAGAGCCUACCUGAACAGCAGGAGCCGACUUGGCGGGUACCGUACUGUGGGCUGCCGCAGGAUCCUCCAAGGUACCAAGAUAACCGAGAAAAGAUUUACAUCAACCUGUGCAACAUCUUCCCACCUGACCUUGUGAGAAUUGUCAUGAAAAGGAAUCCUCACAUGACGGACGCCCAGCAGCUCGCUGCAGCCAUUUUAGUGGAGAAAUCACAGCUGGGUUAUUGAAAGAUGAUGCAUCUUUGUGGUGUUUAGUAGUUUUUUGUUCAGCUCAAAUGCUGAGGGAGGUUUGCUACAAUAGCACAUGUGAUCUCCUUCUCAGCAAGGAGGUUAUAUAGUAUCCAUUUAUGUGAAAUACUGUAUCAUGGAAUCUGUAUGUAUAGCCCCACAUGGUGGAAGUAUCACGAGAUUGCUUUACAUUUAAACUUUUUUUUAACAUUUCCUUUUUAAAGCUAUAUCCUUGGCUGGAAAUUUUUCCAGUUUGAUUUAAUAGAUGUAUCUGUGAUCUUUGAUAAUAAUCUUUGGUGCAUCAGGGGUUUAUAUGCAGCACUUUUUAUCCUUGUUUCAUGUUUUAUUAACUUGGUGUUUGUCUAUCAAUUGCAAGCAAUUACAGUACCUUCAAAAUGUGGAGCAUUUGACUAGACCUAGCAAACUAUUUUUUCAAGCCAAGCUUAAUUAGACUCUUUUACAGCUUUUUAAGUUAUUUUUAUUUGGGGAAGGUGGGCUUCUUUGUGCUAUAAUCAUUAUUUAUAGAAACAAAGAUAUACUACAGCACUGACUUUAUAUUUUAAAUAAAAUGUAAGUUACCAGUUUAUGUUGAAAUGGGUAACGGUAUAUAUUAGAAUGAUUUGCAGUAUGGCACUUUUCAUUGUGUUAUUUUUGUUUGGAUUUUUUUCUGUUAAGAAAUUAGUUAAUUUAAUAUGGUCGAUAUAAAAGAAAGCAGAUGCAAUCAAUGGAAAAAUUGUUUCCAUUUUUUUUUUUUUAUGUAUAAGGCAAAAGCCGUAACUACUACAGUUUGCAGUUUUGUUAUCCAGCUAUGAUGUGCUUCUAGACAGCAAAAAUGGAAUUGAAUUCCUAGAUUUCCAUUAACCUGUAUUUUUAAUAUAUCUGUCUUUUUGUUUUGGGGCACAAUACUGGAUAAAAUAACCCUUUCACAGUACUUGCCUGAUUUUAAUGAAUCUAAUUAUUCUCAAUGCAACUUUUAUAUUUAAUAGACUCUUAUAGCUUUCCUGCUGUUUAUCAAGGCUGGCCUGAGAUGGUUUUGUGUUGAGCAUAUGCAACAUUUAUUGAUACUGCACUAUAAAAAUGGUGAUGGAGGAGUUGUGAGUGGUAACUUAAAAUUUUUGUAAGAUAUUGUAUAUUUUCCAUUUUCCUGAAGGUAGUUUUUUUUUGGGGGGGGGCCUGUUAUAUUAUUAAGGCCAGAUUCUUGCCACAAAUAGUGUAGUUUUAGAUACAGACUAAAGUCUGUUCUAGUAUUAGUAAGGGAUAUUUCUGGUUUCAAAGUCAUGGGUUUUGCUAGCUACAAAUACAUUUCUGCAGAUUAGAAGACAGAUUUUGCAGUCAGUGGCAGACACUUGUGUGAUUGACAGAACUUGACUGUUGCCUCCAGAUUUUGGGUUUUACUCAGUGUAAUGGACACAUUCAGAUCUGUUUCUGUAGUCUGCCUAGAUGCCCUGGUUAUUCUGAUUAUUCUACAUGCUACAGUUUGAAGUAAAGCCCUGAAAAACCAGAAAGUACCUUUUACUGUUGAUACAAAUUGUAUCUUUUUAACUAUAAGAACUAUUUUGAUUUGUAGAUCUAGUUAAAACACAAGUGUGUAACUCUGAUUAGACUUUUGGGCAACAUUUUAUCCCUUAUUUAAAUACAGAUUUUUAAAGUAAAAUUGAGGUCUAGAAUAGGUUAGAAAAUAAAAGUAACAAUUUAGGCAAAUAAAAGUGUCUGUCUUAGUUUUAUAUAAUAUAUUAAAACAUAUUAAAUAAGUUUAUUGGCAUUUUCUUUCUCCUAAAACUUAUCUAGUGUGAACUUAACUUAAAAUAAAGGUAAAAUGCUGCCUGAAAAUAAUGUCCAAGCACCUUUGACUAGGAUAACAUUUUCACUACUUGUGUGACACUGUGUGUUGCAUGAAGUAGGAUUUGGGUAUACAGUAAAUGCUUCUAAAAGGCAUUGUGCAUAUUGACAUAUCCAAUAAUCUGAACCGUGUUCAGCAAACUUAAUUCAGGAGAGUGGUGUUCUACACAAUUAUUGCUGUUGUGUUUGAAAUGACUGUGGUACUCAUCUGCACCCAGAAAUAUUACAGAUGAUGCCUCACAAACCAUUCUGAGUGGUGCCUGAGAGCAACCCUACUCACUUGUGAAAUUGUUCUCCUUGAUUUUGUUGGUCACUAUUUAUAGAACAAGUUUAAAUGUAGAGGCUAACCCAGUGCCAAAAAUAAGAUUACAAAUGUGUAAUACCUCUUACUUUAGUUAUGUUCUAAGACUUUUUUAGUAUGAAAUCACUUUUAAAUUAUACAUGUAGGUUUUGCUUCCAUUUUCUUCACUUUAGCAUUUUAAGUAUUUGAAGGUCUGCCAAACUUUACUAAAUUUAUUUAAAUGAAAUCUUAGGUGAAAUGUAUAUGACACUUUUAAUUUGACCUUCUAGUGUUUUUAGCUGAUUAUUUGUCAUUUUUUUAUGGAUUUUAAACUAUGGGAAAAUAGUGUAGCCAGCUGCCACCUAUCCUGAAGUGAAUAGCUCUGAACUACCCACACUGAAAUCCUUCAGUAUGACUAAUUAUGAGUUUUUAAAAAAUAAGAGUUUUCUUAUGUCAAGAGGACAAUUUGUCCCCUUUGUUUUGAAGCACCGAUGUUGCUUCCAGAGCUUAAGAAUGAGAUAAUUGGCAGACAAAUUCAGCAUUUGUACAGCAAAUUCGUAUUUAUCUAAAGCAAUAAAUAAAAGGAAUCCAGCAUUAAAUUAAAUCCAUAACCCAUAACAAACCUUGAUUUUAGCCAAAAAUGUCUCCCUAAUCAGAAUCUUUUACCAGACUUGCUAAUAAAUAGCCAAAAAGAGGUGUGUUAAUAAGUGAAAUUGCCAGAUGUGGUCAACUGAUAGACAAAAAAGGAUUCAGACUGUAAUAUUUUGCCCCUGAAUAAUUGACAGUUGACUGUACUUUUACACAGUAAUUAGCCAGUCUGUUGUCUCUGUGUCUUAGUCCAGAGGGAAUAGUACCCAACUGGCCAAAUCCUGGCCCUUAGCAUUUCUUCCUUUAUUGCAUGUGAUCCAGCUGUUUUCAGUCUCGUUUUUAUGAUCUCUUUAUCCUGAUAGAGUUUGUCAUUGACCUAAACAUUUGGAAGAAACACACACCAGUAUAAAAUAUUUGAUACUGGUGGAAACUUGAACUUUGUGUUUUUAUGAAAAUUCAUUUAUGAGAAUAUGUAAUAUAACUAAAAAGAGUAUUUUAUAUAUAUAUAUAUAUAUAUAUAUAUAUAUACACACACACAUGUGCAUAUUUGUUAUGAGGUAUUAAAAAUGGGGGAGGGGGUGAUUUUGAUGGCUAACUUUUCCCUGAUUGAACUAUGUUUCUUUGAGUUGUAGAUGACCAAGUCGGGGGCCUGGAUGGCCAAUAAUAUUUAGAACUACUUGAAUGGAAAGCAAUCCUUCACUGGUUUUAUUCUUGGUAUUUUUAAAGAAUUAUUUUGAUAAUUUUAAUAGAAUGUGUAAUUUUAAAAUACACAAAAAACUUAAGGUAGUAUUGAUUAUAAAAAUAAUUAUUUAACAUGUCUUUUAUGGAUGUAUCUAUAUGUAUAUAGACAGUAAUAUAUUUAUAAAACAAAUAUACUUUAUGUUAUAGCUGUUCAUGACAGGUGGGAGGAUGGGGUGGUGUGUGUGUGUGUGUGUGUGUGUGUGUGUGUGUGUGUUUGUGUGUGUGUGUGUUUUGAAAACAAACUGUUUCCCCUCUGAUUUAAUGGUAUUUACUCUAAAGUAUAUUUGGUUUUCAUUAUCCUUUUUUCUAUCUAACUACCUUAUUCAAAAUAAGAUGUACAGUUUUAUGGCCAUUCUUUUGAGGUUUGGCUGAUCCAUUUUAUUAUUGUCUAACUCCUGGAGAAUUCCUGAGUGACCCCAAAUCAAACAGGUUAUGGCUACAGAUAACGCUUCUGUUCCAAGUAUAUUAAAGAUAAAAACUCAGCCAAAAUGUUAAGUUUCCAAGUUAUACACCAACAAAUAAAAUGGAGUAUUAAAAAAAUGUAUUUCACACAUUCAUGAGAAUAACAGAAAGCAGAGUGUUAAUAAAAGAAACAAAACACACAUUAUUAUAGAUCCAUUUAGGACAAUCCCCUAGGGUGGGGAUUGACAGACUUUUUCUGUGAAGGAUCAGAGAGUACAUAAUUCAGGCUUUGAGAAUCAUGUGGUCUUAAAAACCACUUACCUCUGCCUCUGUAGCAUAAAAGCAGCCACAGAUAAUAUGUAAAUGAACCAAUAUGGCUGUGAUCCAGUAAAACUUUAUUUACAGAAACAGACAGUGGGCCAGAUUUGGCCUGUGGGCCAUGGUUUUCUGAUCCCUGCCCUAGAGAUUGGAAAAUGGGCAUUUUAAGUAGUAAAUCUUGCUGUAUGUUAAUAGAAGAAAUAAUAACUAUUUCAGUUGACAUUCAAAGAAAAUUUAAUAGUUAUUGAUAUCCUUCAAAAGAGGAUUGUGAGACGGUCAUACUAAAGCAUCUUAAUUCAUUUAUGCCUGUUUACCUGGUGACACUCAUUAGAGAUAUUUCUUAUGUUUGACCACCCAAAAAAAAAUCAUUCUGUAAAAAGAUGUUUUAAUAAAUACUGAAAUAUUUUCAUGAACUUUUCAUUUCUAUUGAUAAAUGGGAAUCCCUUACUGACCUUUUGCUUUUUCAUGGCCUCAUGAACCAAAAAAUCUGUUGUAUUUUGAAAAUUGGCAUGUUGUUAAGUACAAAAAUUUUAAAGACUGCAUUUAUCAGUUACAUUUUUCUGUUGGUUUGGCUUCUAAUAAAUGAUAGAUCUGCCCUCUUAAAAAAUGGUUUUAAAGAAGGAUAAAUAUAUUGUAAUUUCACAUACUAUAGCUUUAUUCUGUAAGAUUAAAAAUUGUGACUAGUAUAAUUGUAACUAUAAUGUAAGUGUAUGUGUUACAUUGUGACUCUUUAUAAGAAACAAAGUGUAUCCCUGCUUUCUCUGUCCAGAUCUUUAGUAUAGAUUUUUUAGAUGCCUUGGAACUGUCCGUGGUGAAUGAUAAUCUUAAUAUGAUCAUGUGUAAUUUUGAAUUCAUUAGAAGUACACACGGCUGAGCAUGUUUAUUCAUGGCGGUUUAUACAUGGUAUUACGUCAAUAACGUCACUUUCAUAAGAACAUUAAAUAGUUGUGAACCUCACUAUCCACUUAAGUAUUAUACUGUCUUUUAAAAUUGGAAUACAACUCUAGUUUUAAACAAUGCUUAUGGUUUUAAAUAUUAAUUUUUUCUUUAAUGCUUUCUGUUAUCUUGUUAAUUACUCCUGUUACAGUAAUACCGUUAUGUAUUAGAAGUGGCUUUUUCCCUAAAAUCCUUAGUCUUUCAGAUUUAAAAACAAUUUAAGGUUUUGACCAUUUGGCAGUAGGAAAUAUCUGUGCAUGUUUCCAUUUAGUUUUAUGAAAUCUGUAAAGUUUCACUCCUUAAACCAUGUACCAAAUUUGCCAAUUUUCUGUCUAACUAUUUCAGGUGAAUAACAAAAUGUUGUCCAUUAAAAGCUUUUGCCACCUUUCCUAAAGCAGGUAUGUCCCAAGGGAAAAAGACAUUAAAGAGCAAUGGUUUGUUUUUAUAAAGAAUAUGUUUCAGGUUUCCUUCCAUUUUUUAAAAUUAUAUAUUUCCUAUCUAAUAUGAAAUGUCCACAAACAUGCAAACUUCUGCAGAGACAUAGCACUUCAUUGCAAGUAUGCCAGAUUAUUGAUUUUAUUUUUUUCUCCCAAGCCAUAAUUAUAUGGUGAUAGUAGAAUUUCUGAUUUGAUCCUGCAAACUUUUCUUACAGGAAAAGUAAGGCAAAGAAUACGUUUAGACUAACCAUCUGAAAAACUGAUGUGAUUCUAUUUAUCCUCUGUCUGUUCUGUGCAUUUCUGUAAUGGAAUUUUUAUAAUUCUAAAAGCAGUAUUUUAGACCUACUGGAAAUCCAUAUCAAAGCAGCUAUGUGAUUCUGCCACUGAGAAAAAAAAAUUAAAAAAUUCUUUUUUCUUA
Lemur catta (Ring-tailed lemur) is the source of this 8657-nucleotide messenger RNA. It is a transcript of the gene ZC3H12C, whose product is annotated as zinc finger CCCH-type containing 12C. The record is from RefSeq and is a predicted model, not a curated record. The transcript is spliced from 6 exons. Gene Ontology annotation, molecular function: mRNA binding; RNA endonuclease activity; metal ion binding. Lineage: Eukaryota; Metazoa; Chordata; Mammalia; Primates; Lemuridae. Bases 47 to 2698 code for a protein of 883 amino acids. Gene Ontology annotation, cellular component: cytoplasmic ribonucleoprotein granule; nucleus.